AAAAAAAAAGUGAAGACAAGCACAAAGUAGCUAACACACAAAAGAGGGCCAGCGCCAGGGCCUGCUGCCACUGCUUAUAAACAGAAACGGCCAUCACCAUUUCCUCCGCCGGCUUUUCGUCAUCUUCCUUAUUUCGUAUAUAUAUCUCCUUUCUUAUUGGAGAAAGGAAAAUUUCUAAUUUACACUACUAUUAUUUUCUUCCCAUUUUAAUUUGAUGGCGAAAACAUCAAAAUCAAAUACUACUGCAACUUCAUCUUCUUCUAGCAACAAAUGUGAUAGUAAAGCGAAACGUAGCAACAAAAUUGAUAGCAAUGCUAUUGGUAAAGUGAAACGAACGCGAAAGAGCGUUCCUAGAGACUCUCCUCCUCAACGUAGCUCAAUUUACAGAGGAGUUACUCGGCACCGAUGGACUGGCCGAUACGAAGCUCAUCUAUGGGAUAAAAAUUGCUGGAAUGAAACACAGAACAAAAAAGGAAGACAAGUUUAUUUGGGAGCCUAUGAUGAUGAAGAAGCAGCUGCACAUGCAUAUGACUUAGCGGCGUUAAAGUAUUGGGGUCAAGACACCGUCCUUAAUUUCCCUGUAGCUACGUAUGAAAAUGAGCUAAAGGAAAUGGAAGGUCAAUCAAAAGAAGAGUAUAUUGGUUCUUUGAGAAGAAAAAGUAGUGGGUUUUCAAGGGGAGUAUCAAAAUAUAGAGGCGUAGCAAGACACCAUCACAAUGGAAGAUGGGAGGCUCGAAUUGGAAGGGUAUUUGGCAAUAAAUAUCUCUACCUUGGAACAUAUGCUACUCAAGAGGAAGCAGCAACAGCAUAUGAUAUGGCAGCUAUUGAAUACCGUGGACUAAACGCCGUUACAAAUUUUGACCUUAGCCGUUACAUUAAAUGGCUACGUCCCUCUGACCAAACAAAUGAAAAUACCAUUAAUAACCCUGAACCAAACCCUAACCCUAUUGACAUUCAUCUCAUGCCAACAAAUUUAAACCAACAACAAAGCUCAGGCUGCGAUGUAACUGUCGCGGCUCUGCCACAUCCAGGUGGCGGAGCCGCGACUUCAUCAGCAGCACUAGAACUUUUGAUGCAGUCUACAAAGUUCAAGGAAAUGCUCGAAAGAACAUCGGAGGUAAUUGAAUGCCCGGAAACUCCACCGGAGCCAGACCGACCACGGAGGAGCUUCCCUGAUGAUAUACAAACCUAUUUUGAUUGCCAAGAAUCAAGUAGCUUCAUUGAGGAGCAUGAUAUUAUUUUUGGUGACUUGGAUUCUUUAACAUUGCCAAUGUUUCAGUGUGAGUUUAUUAAUUAAUUAAUAACUA
Solanum verrucosum is the source of this 1307-nucleotide messenger RNA. Its product is annotated as AP2-like ethylene-responsive transcription factor At1g16060. The record is from RefSeq and is a predicted model, not a curated record. Gene Ontology annotation, molecular function: DNA-binding transcription factor activity; DNA binding. The transcript has 8 exons. Gene Ontology annotation, biological process: regulation of DNA-templated transcription. The coding region runs from base 215 to 1297 and encodes 360 amino acids. Lineage: Eukaryota; Viridiplantae; Streptophyta; Magnoliopsida; Solanales; Solanaceae.